AUGACAGUUCCAAAGUAUAGAUUUUUUGUUUGGCUUGUAAUGAAGAAAAGGCUACAAACUACUGCUAAAUUGUACAGGAUUGGAGUUAGUGAGAACUCUAACUGUCUAAUCUGUGAACAAGAUGAUGAAACUGAGGAUCACUUAAUGUUUCAAUGCUGCUAUAGCCAAGAAGUGUGGAGGAGAAUUAACAGAUGGUUGCAGAUUGGUUCUCAGAUUACAGAUGUCGAUGACAUAGUUCAAUGGAUAACUGAUUGUAGGAAAACAAAAGAACAGAAGGAAAUCCUGGCUGCUGCUAUAGGAGCUGUUAUCUACCACAUCUGGUGGGUUAGAAACCAGGUGUAUAACUAG
Molecule: messenger RNA, 348 nt
Organism: Beta vulgaris subsp. vulgaris (sugar beet)
Lineage: Eukaryota; Viridiplantae; Streptophyta; Magnoliopsida; Caryophyllales; Amaranthaceae
Exons: 2
Coding region: 1-348 (115 amino acids)
Source: RefSeq, a predicted model, not a curated record